AUGGAGUUCACCAAUUCAACUAGCUUCCCAAUACUCACGACAGAGUUUAACUUGGAAGAUAUCAAAAUUGAACGGCGAACAAAUGUACGUGUCGCUCUGAUAGUUUCCUAUAGUGUAAUCAUCAUAUGUGGUUUGCUAACGAACUUGUUUGUCUGUUUUGUACUCAUCUGCAAGUACAGUUCACUUGUCAAGAAGAAUUACAUUUUUCUUAAUCUGGCGGUUGCAGACAUGCUGCUUAUUGUGUUAUGUGCGCCGUUUACUCUUGUCUAUGUGGUCCUCGAUUCAUGGGUGUUCGGUGACGCGAUGUGCCACAUUCUUCCGCUUCUACAAUCUGUCUCGGUGUUCACGUCUACGUUCUCGCUAACAUCGGUAGCAGUCGACCGCCACAAUUUCGUGUUCAGACCCUUGGGAGAAUUCACGAGCACUUUCAGAUGUACAGUUUCCAUAUCAGUUAUCUGGACAAUGGCGAUUCUGCUCUCCAUUCCUAUGGGGGUGAAUAACACCACAAUAACGGUCGAAAUAUCACAGAUAGACCACGUGGUUAGCAUUUGCUCGGAGAAUUGGCCAUACGAGUACAGUCGUACUGCUUACACUAUUGCUAUGUUUUUCAUACAGUUCGUUAUUCCCGUCAUUAUCAUGUGUAUUUUGUACGCGAGGAUUUCGGUGAAGAUAAGAAACCGAGUAACUCCGAACACAUCUUCGGAAUCCCUCCAAGUAGAACGUGUGUUAAAGGAAGAGAAACGUAACAGGAAGGUGAAUUUCAUACUUUUGUUAAUUAUAGUACUGUUUGCUGUGUGCUGGCUACCGAUCAAUAUUUUCAAUAUUCUCUGCGAUAUAUAUUUCCACACAGUGAACAACAGAUACUUCACCAUAUCGUAUGCCGUUUGUCAUAUGACAGCAAUGAGUUCGGCAAGUUUGAAUCCGAUACUCUACGGUUGGACGAAUGAGUACACGCGAAAUGAGGCGAAAGCUGUCUUCAGAUGGUGCUGUUGCCGAUGUCGUUGUCCUGCACCAGAAAUGUCGAGUGUAUCAUCACCCGACAAUCCUCGACAAUCACCGGAUCCAAACCAUGUGUUUAUUAUACUCGCGGAUAUGCCACGGAAUAUGACUUAA
Messenger RNA from Saccoglossus kowalevskii, 1113 nucleotides. Its product is annotated as prolactin-releasing peptide receptor-like. Gene Ontology annotation, biological process: G protein-coupled receptor signaling pathway. NCBI's taxonomy places the organism in Eukaryota, Metazoa, Hemichordata, Enteropneusta, Harrimaniidae. The record is from RefSeq and is a predicted model, not a curated record. Gene Ontology annotation, cellular component: membrane. Gene Ontology annotation, molecular function: neuropeptide Y receptor activity.